Messenger RNA from Kwoniella botswanensis, 783 nucleotides. RefSeq lists its product as uncharacterized. The record is from RefSeq and is a predicted model, not a curated record. The coding region runs from base 1 to 783 and encodes 260 amino acids. The transcript has 10 exons. Lineage: Eukaryota; Fungi; Basidiomycota; Tremellomycetes; Tremellales; Cryptococcaceae.
AUGGCCACUACCGCUUCCGCCCCUGCUUCUGCUCCUACUACCACCGAAGUUCCAAACUUCAAGAUCGUUGGUAAACUCGAUGGUGUCCCAGUAGUCCACGACUCGGUGACCUACGCUCAACAAGUCCUUCAAUCGAACGAAUACACCGCUAAACUCUAUGCAACCGCCCUUGCCCUUGCCAAUAAGUCAUAUGAAGUCGCUACUCCCGUUCUUGUCAGGACUAAACCCAUCUUGGAAUCUGCGGAUGGUCUCGCCGUAGCUACCUUUGAUAGAGCCGAAGCUACUUUCCCUUACCCUUUCAAAACCCCUACACAAGAUUUGGUAGUGGUCAAACAAGCUAAAGGAAUUUACGAUGGUCAAAUCCACCCAUACAUCGCCUCUGCUCAACCUGUCCUCAUUGACAUCCUCGACAAGACCUCUCAAAUCAACUCUGCCAUCAGCUCACGAGCCGUAGCUACCGUUCACACUUCUCAAGAUCUCGCUCAUUCCCUCUUGGAACAAUUGAGACAUCUUGCGGAACAUGGUCAGAACCUUCCUGCUACUUUGAUCAAUGGAGUCGGUAAAGUGACCGGUGACUUGAAAGAAAUCGUCUUCGCCAAAGAUGCAAGUAUCCAAGAUAAAUCCAACAAGCUCGCUGCUUACGUCAAGGAUCACGCUAAGCCCGUUAUUGAGGAGAUCUAUAACUACGUUAACGCUGCUAAGCUCAAGGCUGAACAGGAAGCUCAAGCUGUAGGAGAGGGUGCGAAUGGUACCGUCGAGAAUGUAUCUGCUCCUCAAUCUUAG